Megalobrama amblycephala (Wuchang bream) is the source of this 922-nucleotide messenger RNA. Its product is annotated as pentraxin fusion protein-like. The coding region runs from base 92 to 808 and encodes 238 amino acids. The transcript has 3 exons. The record is from RefSeq and is a predicted model, not a curated record. Lineage: Eukaryota; Metazoa; Chordata; Actinopteri; Cypriniformes; Xenocyprididae.
CAAUCUGCAUAUAAAUACUCGAGACACUUCUAGUCAUGAUCAUCUGUGAGACAAACAUGUCCUGAACUGAUCUCCUCUCUGAUAUCACCUGAUGAACAUCACCUGCAGAAAGAUGCUGGUACCAGUGGUUUCAUUUUUCUGUCUGCUCUCUCUGACAGUAGCGGCUACUGAAGAGGGUCUUGAUGGUAAAGUGCUUCUGUUUCCAACCAAGACUGAUUCAAGCUAUGUUAAACUCACUCCUGAAAAGCCACUGAGUCUGUCAGCAUUUACUCUCUGCAUGCGUGUCGCAACGGAGCUCCAGGGUGAGAGGGAGAUCAUUCUGUUUGCCUACCGCACGCCUGAAUAUGACGAGCUCAACGUGUGGAGAGAGAAGGAUGGUCGUGUCUCUUUCUAUAUUCAGUCUAGUACCGAUGCAGCAAUUUUCCGUCUGCCUCCUCUCUCCACCUUCCAGACCCACCUGUGCGUCACCUGGGACUCUGCGACUGGUCUCUCUGCCAUGUGGGUGAAUGGAGAGCGCAGUUUGUUCCGGCUCUAUAGAAAAGGCCAAUCUAUCCGUCCUGGCGGCACCGUCCUGCUCGGCCAAGACCCUGAUAAAUAUGUGGGUGGCUUUGACGCAGAGCAGAGCUUUGUAGGUGAAAUUUCAGAUGUGAAAAUGUGGGAUCAUGUUCUCUCUGGCAGUCAGAUUAAGGCGGUUUAUUCAAACCAGGAACCGCAUGUGCCGAAGGGAAACGUGUUUGACUGGAACACCAUCAAAUAUGAGAUUACUGGAAAUGUGAUAGUGGCUGAAAAAAUCACUGAUUCUGAUUAGUUGUAACGUCACACCUUGUCAUCCACACAGUUGUGUCAGUCUUUAUGAUCUGUUCAUCUGUUUUAAUCAGUUACAAAGCUGUAAGGGCUAUCAAAUAAAUUUUUCUCAGCAUUA